This is a messenger RNA of Ruditapes philippinarum (Manila clam), 1573 nucleotides long. Its product is annotated as ran GTPase-activating protein 1-like. Gene Ontology annotation, biological process: nucleocytoplasmic transport; signal transduction; activation of GTPase activity. Gene Ontology annotation, molecular function: GTPase activator activity; small GTPase binding. The record is from RefSeq and is a predicted model, not a curated record. NCBI's taxonomy places the organism in Eukaryota, Metazoa, Mollusca, Bivalvia, Venerida, Veneridae. The coding region runs from base 11 to 1573 and encodes 520 amino acids. The transcript is spliced from 15 exons. Gene Ontology annotation, cellular component: cytosol; perinuclear region of cytoplasm; nucleus.
UUUGAUUUUUAUGAUAUUCUUACGUUUAGCUAAGGAAGUUGUAGAAGCAAUAGAACAAUAUUCCACAAUGACGGCUCUCAGUAUGGAGGGGAACACUCUAGGAGUGGAAGCAGCAGAGAGUAUAGCUCAAGCUCUGAAAAAACAUCCAGAAUUUGAGAGAGCACUGUGGAGUGAUAUGUUCACUGGUAGAUUAAAGACUGAAAUACCACAAGCUUUGAAAUAUUUAGGAGCUGCUAUGAUAGAAGCUAAUGCACAGUUGGUGGAACUUGACCUUAGUGAUAAUGCAUUUGGACCAAAUGGGGUCACCGGUAUCGUAGAUCUCCUCAAAAGUAAAACAUGUUAUACACUAAAGGAACUUAGGCUCAAUAACAAUGGACUUGGUACCACUGGAGGAAAGAUGUUAGCUGAUUGUUUGAUGGACUGCUACAACUCUAGUAAAGCUGCAGGGACUCCCUUAGCACUGGAAGUAUUUAUCUCAGGGAGAGGAAGGCUGGAAAAUGAGGGAUCAACAGCUCUGUCUGAAGUCUUCAAGCUGAUGGGUUCAUUGAGAGAAGUACAGAUGCCACAGAAUGGUAUUAAUCACCAGGGAAUAUCGGCUCUGUCUCAAGCGUUUGAACAUAAUCCAAAUCUUAGAAUACUCAACCUUAAUGAUAACACAUUCACAGUGAAAGGGGCAAAAUCUAUGGCAAAAGUGCUACCAAAGUUACAGAAUUUAGAGGUGAUCAAUUUUGGUGAUUGUUUAAUCAGAUCAGAAGGUGCAAAAGUUAUAGCUAGAUCAAUACGUGAUGGACAUAAAAAAUUAAAGGAAUUGAUUCUUAGUGGAAAUGAAAUCAAUAAACAAGGAGCCAGUGUUGUAGCAGAAUCAGUAGAGAACAAAGACAAUCUAACAUUGCUAGACCUAGACUCAAAUCAACUUGGAGAGGAAGGUGUUGAACUUGUACAAGCUACAUUAGAAGCAAUUGGUAAACAAGAUAUAUUAGGCUCCUUAAGUGGUGAUGAGGGCAGUGAUGAGGAAGAUAUUGAGGACGAUUAUGAUGAAAGCUAUGAGGAAAAAGCACAGGAGGAUACCGAGGGCGAUCAUGUUGAUGACCCUCAACUUCAAGUGCGAGGAACAGCACUAAGUCCCAAACAGAGUGUAAAUGUGAAAGAAUUCCUGUCAUUUCCAUCACCAACAAAAUUACACAGCAUAGGUGGUGAUCUUCCUUCAUCAUUGAGGCAAGAAUUAGGGAAUGACAUUAAAGAUAUAGAUAAAACAGUUGGCACCUUGAUUAGAAUAUCUACAGUUGUAAGAGAAGAAGACAAAAAGUCUUGUGAAACAGUCUGUCAGUGUGCAGAUAACAUCUUAGAAGAGGCUUUUAAAGAAGAUAGCAAUGUUGGGUCUCUGUUUGCAAAUGCAUACCUUGUCUAUAUUGGUUUAUUAAAGGGUGAGGACAAGAAAUACCGGCCACCUAGUGAUAUAACAGGACCAUUGAUAGUGCUUGAACAUAUUGUAAAACAAACCUACUUCCCACAUCAGGCAAAGAAAAUAAUUUCUGCUUUUAUGGAUAAGUAUCUUUCACUGCAAAGAAUUUAA